Molecule: messenger RNA, 4530 nt
Organism: Penicillium lagena
Lineage: Eukaryota; Fungi; Ascomycota; Eurotiomycetes; Eurotiales; Aspergillaceae
Product: pleiotropic drug resistance family ABC transporter
Exons: 2
Coding region: 1-4530 (1509 amino acids)
Biological process (GO): transmembrane transport
Cellular component (GO): membrane
Molecular function (GO): ATP binding; ABC-type transporter activity; ATP hydrolysis activity
Source: RefSeq, a predicted model, not a curated record
AUGUCUCUCCUGGGGACGAUCAACCCUAAUUUCAACCCGGAGUCAGAGCAGACUGCCGCGGUUGAGGCCCGACGACAUGACCCGGCCGGCAGCGUGAGCUCCGACGACACGGCCCUCGACAAGGUCGACAAAAUCGGAGAUGAGCAGGUCAUUGAGGCCGAGGUCACUCGCCUGGCCCGGCAGUUGACUCGACAGUCGACGCACUACUCGGUUUCCGGCGAGGACGCAGAGAACACGUUCGCGAGUACCAAGGAGGACUCCACGUUGAAUCCGGCCAGCCCUAAUUUCAAGGCCAAGAACUGGAUGAAGAACCUGCUGGCUAUCACCUCGCGUGACCCGGAACGCUUCCCGCAGCGGAAGGCAGGCGUGGCGUUCAGGAACCUCAGCGUCCACGGCUUCGGCAGUCCGACGGACUACCAAAAGGAUGUCUUCAACUCUGUUCUGCAGAUUGGAGCGCUGGCCCGUAUGCUCACCGGAACCGGCAAGCAGAAGAUCCAGAUUCUGCAGGAUUUUGAUGGUCUGGUGAAGAGCGGUGAGAUGCUGGUCGUUUUGGGUCGGCCUGGCAGUGGUUGCUCGACUUUCCUAAAGACCCUGACUGGAGAGAUGAACGGAAUUUACAAAGACAAGAAUUCCCACAUGAAUUACCAAGGUAUCUCGGACAAGUUGAUGAAAAACCAGUUCCGUGGCGAGGCAAUCUACACGGCCGAGACGGACGUCCACUUCCCGCAGCUUUCCGUGGGAGACACGCUCAAGUUCGCGGCACUUGCUCGCGCCCCUCGCAACCGGCUACCCGGCAUCACGCGCGAUCAAUACGCUGAACACAUGCGUGAUGUGGUUAUGGCCAUGCUUGGCCUGACACAUACCAUCAACACCAAGGUCGGCAAUGACUUCGUCCGCGGUGUCAGUGGUGGUGAGCGGAAGCGUGUCAGUAUUGCCGAGGCCACUCUGUGCGGCAGCCCUCUUCAGUGCUGGGACAACAGCACCCGUGGUCUGGACAGUGCGAACGCGCUCGAGUUCUGCAAGACACUCAACCUGAUGACCAAGUAUGCCGGUGCCACGGUUGCAGUGGCCAUCUACCAGGCUUCACAGAGUGCCUAUGAUGUGUUUGACAAGGUGACGGUGUUGUAUGAGGGUCGCCAGAUCUACUUUGGCCGCACAGAUGAGGCCAAGGGGUUCUUUACUGACAUGGGAUUCGACUGCCCAGAACGUCAGACGACCGCCGAUUUCUUGACUUCCUUGACCAGUCCGGCUGAGCGAGUUGUCAAGCCUGGCUUCGAGAACCUGGUCCCGCGGACACCGGACGAGUUUGCGACUGCCUGGAAGAACAGCGCCGCUUAUAAGAACCUGAUGAAAGAAAUCGACGAGUACGAGCAGGAGUUCCCUCUCGGGGGCGAAUCAGUACAGAAGUUCAUCGACUCUCGUCGGGCCAUGCAGGCGAAGAACCAGCGAGUCAAAUCUCCCUACACUAUGUCCGUCUCGCAGCAGGUCAGUCUCUGUAUGGUGCGAGGAUUCCAGCGUCUGAAGGGUGACGCGAGUUUAACUCUGAGUCAACUCAUCGGCAACACCAUCAUGGCCUUGAUUAUCGGUUCCGUUUUCUAUCAGUUGCAAGACACCACGGACAGUUUCUAUUCUCGUGGUGCUCUUCUGUUCUUUGCGGUUUUGCUCAACGCCUUCGCUAGUGCACUCGAGGUAAAUUUCAUUGUGAAAUACCGCUCACCUAUACAUAUGCUGACGGAUUACCAGAUUUUGACCCUCUAUGCGCAACGUCCAAUUGUCGAAAAGCAAGCUCGCUACGCCAUGUACCACCCGUUUGCUGAAGCAAUAGCGUCCAUGUUGUGUGACAUGCCAUACAAGCUCCUCAACGCCGUCACUUUCAACAUCACGCUCUACUUCAUGACCGGUCUUCGCAGGACUCCCGGUGCCUUCUUUACGUUCCUUCUUUUCUCCAUAAUGACCACCCUGACCAUGUCCAUGAUCUUCCGAACCAUUGCUGCCACCUCGCGCACGCUGUCUCAGGCUCUGGUGCCCGCCGCCAUCCUGAUCCUGGGUCUGAUUAUCUACACCGGCUUCACCAUUCCGACUGGCAACAUGCUGGGUUGGUCUCGAUGGAUGAACUACAUUGAUCCGAUUGCGUACGGUUUCGAGUCGCUUAUGGUCAACGAGUUCCACAACCGGGCAUUCAAAUGCCUACCCUCAUCUUUCAUCCCUGCCGGUCCCGGCUACGAGAACGUGGGCGCAGAAAACAAGAUCUGUUCAUCCAAAGGUGCUCGCGCAGGCCUGAGCGUUGUGUACGGCGAUGACUAUCUUCAUGACGGCUUUAAUUACUACAACAGCCACAAGUGGAGGAACCUGGGUAUCAUGCUCGGCUUCAUGUUCUUCUUCAUGGCCACGUACCUAGUCGCCACCGAGUACAUCUCAGAGUCCCAGUCCAAGGGCGAGGUUCUUCUCUUCCGUCGCGGACAUGCCCCCGGAAAGCGAUCUGAAGACGAUAUCGAGCAGUCCGAGAUUGUGAGCCCGGCCGAGAAGACGGACGAGUCGAGCGGCAAGGAAGUUACUGCCAACAUCCAAAAGCAGACUGCUGUCUUCCAUUGGCAAGACGUGUGCUACGACAUCAAAAUCAAGAAAGAGGAACGCCGUAUUCUGGACCACGUCGAUGGCUGGGUUAAGCCGGGUACUUGCACGGCUCUCAUGGGUGUCUCCGGCGCUGGUAAAACCACUCUUCUGGAUGUUCUUGCGACCCGUGUCACCAUGGGUGUUGUCAGCGGCGAGAUGCUUGUCGACGGUCGUCUCCGUGACCAGUCCUUCCAGCGGAAGACAGGUUACGUUCAACAGCAGGAUCUGCAUCUCCACACGAGCACCGUCCGCGAGGCUCUUCGCUUCAGUGCUAUUCUCCGCCAGCCGGCUCACGUCUCCCAUCAGGAGAAAGUUGACUACGUGGAGGAGGUCAUUAAGCUGCUUGGCAUGGAACACUAUGCCGACGCCGUCGUUGGUGUUCCCGGUGAAGGUCUCAACGUUGAACAGCGCAAGCGUCUUACCAUCGGAGUCGAGCUCGCUGCGAAGCCGCAGCUGCUCCUGUUCCUGGACGAGCCCACAUCCGGUCUUGAUAGCCAGACCUCUUGGUCCAUUCUCGAUCUGAUUGACACCCUCACUAAGCACGGCCAAGCCAUUCUCUGCACCAUCCACCAGCCCAGCGCCAUGCUCUUCCAGCGGUUUGAUCGUCUCCUCUUCCUUGCCAAGGGCGGCAAGACCGUCUACUUUGGUGAAAUCGGCGAGAAGUCUUCUAUCCUGGCCAACUACUUUGAGAAGAACGGCGCACCCAAGCUGCCAACCGAGGCCAACCCGGCAGAGUGGAUGCUUGAGGUCAUUGGUGCCGCCCCCGGAUCCCACAGCGACAUCGACUGGCCUGUUGUCUGGCGCGAGAGCCCCGAGCGUCAAGGAGUGUUGGAGCACCUCGCAGAGCUGAAAUCGACCCUCUCCCAGAAACCCGUGGAGCCAACCAACGACGACCCGGACAGUUACAAGGAAUUCGCCGCUCCCUUCUCCGUGCAGCUGUACGAGUGUCUCGUCCGUGUCUUCGCGCAAUACUGGCGCACGCCGGUCUACAUCUACUCCAAGUCGGCGCUGUGUAUCCUGACCGCAUUGUACAUCGGGUUCUCCUUCUUCCAGGCACAGAACAGUAUCCAAGGUCUCCAGAACCAGAUGUUCAGUAUCUUCAUGCUGAUGACCAUUUUCGGCAACUUGGUGCAGCAGAUCAUGCCGCACUUCGUGACGCAGCGCUCCCUGUACGAGGUCCGUGAGCGGCCCUCCAAGGCAUACUCGUGGAAGGCGUUCAUGACAGCCAACAUUCUCGUUGAACUGCCCUGGAACACGCUCAUGGCCGUCCUCAUAUUCGUCUGCUGGUACUACCCGAUCGGUCUCUACCGCAACGCAGCACCGACUGGCGAAGUGCACGAACGCGGCGCGCUGAUGUUCCUGCUCAUCUGGACUUUCCUGCUUUUCACUUCGACCUUCGCACACAUGGUUAUCGCCGGUAUCGAGCUCGCCGAGACAGGUGGCAACCUGGCCAAUAUGCUCUUCUCGCUGUGUCUAAUCUUCUGUGGUGUCCUCGCCACUCCACAGGCCAUGCCCCGUUUCUGGAUCUUCAUGUAUCGCGUCUCGCCAUUCACCUAUCUGGUCUCGGCUAUGCUCUCCACGGGUGUAUCAGGCACAGAAGCCGUAUGCGAGCCCAUCGAGUACUUGAAAUUCAAGCCGUUAUCCAACGAGACUUGCAUCCAGUACAUGGAGCCGUGGAUCAAAGCUCGUGGUGGUUAUCUUCAGGAUAACUCCGCUACGGAUGAGUGCUCAUUCUGCACCAUCUCUUCCACGGAUACUUACCUCGCUGGCGUCGGGAGCUAUUACAAGGAUGCAUGGCGCAACUUUGGAUUCAUGUGGAUCUACAUCGUUGCUAACGUCUUCCUGGCCGUGUUUAUCUACUGGCUGGCCCGCGUGCCCAAGGGAAGCCGCAGCAAGAGCAAGAAGAGCUCCACCUAA